Molecule: messenger RNA, 3251 nt
Organism: Plectropomus leopardus (leopard coralgrouper)
Lineage: Eukaryota; Metazoa; Chordata; Actinopteri; Perciformes; Serranidae
Gene: map2k2a
Product: mitogen-activated protein kinase kinase 2a
Biological process (GO): protein phosphorylation
Molecular function (GO): ATP binding; protein kinase activity
Source: RefSeq, a predicted model, not a curated record
GCUUCCUGUAUUGAAGCACCACCACACUGAGCCGAAGCCCUCUCCGCUCCAGCGCCCCACACCCCGUACCGAGACACGGAGGAAUCUGUAGCCGCCGGAGGGAAGCCAACCGAGUCGGUGUACCGGUGUAGCCGCCAGGAAAUUCGUGUUUAUCUCGUGAACGAGAAGCGAGUCUGAGCGCUCGGACUGAGGCGCAGGGCACGAUUUUUCCUGGAGCUGGUGCUAGCAAGUAGCGGCUAGGUGGCUAAUGGCUAGUAGCAGCGGGUAGAAAAGCCAAAAGAAGAAGAAGCAGAAAAUAGAAAUGUGUUUAUUCCGAAAGCUAUAGAUGCGCCAGAAAACGACCUGAAGAUUUACCCAAAUAUCCGACUGACAUGCUCCCGAGAGUAUACUAACUUUGCUAACGUUAGCUAGCCAAGUUACUAGCCACCAAGAGCUGAUCCUGUUGCUUUAACAGACUGAGUUUCAAAAGAGAAAAAGGUUAGAUUAGCGGCUUCCUAGCUGACUGCAGGGUAGUGCAUCAUUUGUGAAAGCCGUUUAGGGUUAUUACUGAAAUGCCUGUUAAAAGAAAACCAGUUCCCCUGACCAUACAGCCCAUCGGGGAGGGACAGGCCACCUCAAACACCAUUGAUGCUGCAUCUGAAGCCAACCUUGAGGCCUUACAAAAGAAAUUGGGUGAGCUGGACCUGGAUGAACAGCAGAGGAAACGACUGGAGGCCUUUCUGACCCAGAAAGCCCAGGUUGGGGAGCUGAAGGAUGAAGAUUUUGACCCCAUAUGUGAGUUGGGGGCUGGAAACGGAGGAGUGGUCAACAAGGUCCGCCACAAACCCUCGGGUUUGGUCAUGGCCCGCAAGCUCAUCCACCUGGAAAUCAAGCCUGCCAUCAGAAACCAGAUUAUCAGAGAGCUGCAGGUGCUGCAUGAAUGCAACUCCCCCUACAUUGUGGGCUUCUAUGGGGCCUUUUACAGCGACGGGGAGAUCAGCAUCUGUAUGGAGCACAUGGAUGGUGGAUCCUUGGACCAGGUCCUGAAGGAAGCCAGAAGAAUCCCAGAAGAAAUCCUGGGAAAAGUUAGCAUAGCUGUAUUGAGGGGAUUAGCUUACCUGCGGGAGAAGCACCAGAUCAUGCACAGAGAUGUCAAGCCCUCCAACAUCCUGGUCAACUCUCGCGGGGAGAUCAAGCUGUGCGACUUUGGUGUGAGCGGCCAGCUCAUAGAUUCCAUGGCCAACUCCUUUGUUGGAACGCGCUCCUACAUGUCGCCGGAGAGACUGCAGGGCACUCACUACUCGGUUCAGUCUGACGUAUGGAGCAUGGGUCUGUCACUGGUGGAGCUGGCGAUUGGCCGCUACCCCAUCCCCCCACCAGACGCCAAAGAGCUGGAGGCCAUCUUCGGACGGGCCAUUAUGGACGGGGCCGAGGGAGAGCCUCACAGCAACAUGCAGAGGCCCAGACCACCAGGCCAGCCCGCGAGCGGACACGGGAUGGACAGCAGAGCUGCUAUGGCCAUCUUUGAACUUUUGGACUACAUUGUGAAUGAGCCGCCUCCUAAACUGCCACUGGGGGUCUUCACCAAUGACUUCCAGGACUUUGUGACAAAAUGUUUGAUCAAAAACCCAGCUGAGAGGGCAGAUCUGAAGAUGUUGAUGAGCCAUACGUUCAUCAAACGAUCAGAAGUGGAGGAAGUGGACUUUGCCGGCUGGUUGUGCAAAACCAUGGGCCUCAACCAGCCCAGUACUCCCACCCGCGGCACUGAGUGAACAGCCCCCCUCCCCCAGCUGCCCUGACACACCUCUGGGUCUUGCUUGCAUACACAUAAAUAUACUGCACAUACACAUACACAAGCCAUCACACACAUUGGCACUUUUUUCAUCUUGCUCUUGGGUAAAAAAUGGUUUUGCCCCCUCUCCCCUCCUUCCCAGUUUAUUUCCUCACCAGCAGCAGGGCCCGUUGAGUCAUUGUACUGUAAGACCACAGCUUCACCAUGCCAGUGUCAAGAGUAGCCACAGAUCACUUUUCCACUCUGCUACAGAGGAUGUAAAGCACUGAAGGGCUGCCAGUGUGUCAGCUGAAUUUGCAUCGAUUGACUUCUUUUGUAUGUUGAAUAUUCUGUAUUAAUCUUUUCUAUGGCAACAGAUAAUGGCUUGUGGGACUUGUAUUUUAAUAAAAUACCUGCUGUAGAGAUUUCAAAACCAAUCUGAACACCUACUUAGAAAUUCUAAAUUGGGUUUUAUUGAAGGUGAAUGCAGCCAUUUUUUAAAAUUUAAAAUCCCUUUGUCAGACUUAUUCAUGCGAAAAUGUUCUUUGCAGUUACCUCCAAUAUAAUAAUAAUCAAAUUUGUUAGUAGAGAGUGCAGGACAAAUGGGCGUACAAGGAGUCAUUUUCACUUUUUGGUAAAUGAGCAAUCGCUCUAAAGAUCACUUUGUGAACAGUGUCACAAACCAAAGAGGGUACUGCAAAGAUUUUCAAUGCCUGAUCAGUUUUUUCCCCCUACAAUCAUGAACAGUAUAUCAGUGUACUUUGAAUGUUUAGAUUUUUUUUUUCAUUCAGUGAUCUACACUCCGAUUGUGUUGACAUUGUUUCCUCAACGCACAUUUCAAUGCGCAUCCCACACCGUGUCUCUUACAUGGGUGGAGGCAUUACGUUGUGGAGGCCUGACAUGCCAGAAUGUCAUUAUUGACAUUGAGAAAACAAUGAUCAAAAUGUAUUCAUGGGAUGAUAUAGCAUGGUUUAUUAUCUUUCUAAUACUGUAUGUGUAUUUUAUUUCCCAAGAUCAUGAUGGGUAUGAUUAGCUGGUGUUUUUAUCAAAAGCCUGAAUCUCUGCAAUGUCAAUAUGAAAUUUCAAUCACGUUGACUAAUUUAACUUUUUAUUUUCUCUUUGUUGUUGGUCUGUACUCCCCCACCCCUGAAGUGUAUUUGGUUAUGUUUUCACUGUACUGCUACUUGUGGCGCUCUAAGCUUUCUCUUGGGACAAAACCAGCUUAGAGGCAUGCUUUUGGAAAAUGACUUGGGUUGUAAUACAUUUCAAAACCUUUUUCCCUGUGAUUUAACCCCCAUGAAAUGUGGUAAAAAGACAACCCAGCGUUGAGUGGUACUCCAGACGUUUCGAGUCGUACAAAGGGUUUGACUGAACAUUUUAACCCAGGUCAGUGUUGGUCACAUGGUGGUGGUGGUGGUGGUGUUACUUGCUAGCCUGCCGUCUUGCUAGAGCUCUUGUAUUCUCUCUGCUUAUGGCUGCCCUUUCUUACCCCCCCCCCCCC